Molecule: messenger RNA, 3148 nt
Organism: Myotis davidii
Lineage: Eukaryota; Metazoa; Chordata; Mammalia; Chiroptera; Vespertilionidae
Gene: TBC1D12
Product: TBC1 domain family member 12
Exons: 14
Coding region: 333-1391 (352 amino acids)
Source: RefSeq, a predicted model, not a curated record
GUGCUCCUGGUUGGAAAUUAUUUGGUAAAGUUCCUCCCAGAGAGAAUCUUCAGAAAACUUCCAAAAUUAUUCAGCAGGUAUGAAAUUCCUGCUUGUGGCCUUUCAACCAGUUGUUCCCUGCUGAAUUUCAAGCUUGGCCUUUAUCUCCUUAAAACAUAGAAUAUGAAGCACGAACAGGGAGGGCCUGUAAACCUCCACCUCAGUCUUCAAGACGUAAGAAUUUCGAAUUUGAGCCACUUUCUACCACUGCCCUCAUUCUUGAGGAUCGACCAUCAAAUCUUCCUGCCAAAUCUGUGGAAGAAGCUUUACGUCACCGACAAGAAUAUGAUGAGAUGGUGGCUGAGGCUAAAAAACGAGAAAUUAAAGAAGCACAUAAAAGGAAAAAAAUAAUGAAAGAACGAUUCAAACAAGAAGAAAAUAUUGCAAAUGCAAUGGUAAUUUGGAUCAAUGAAAUAUUGCCCAAUUGGGAAGUAAUGCGUAGUACAAGAAGAGUUCGAGAAUUGUGGUGGCAGGGAUUGCCCCCUAGUGUUCGUGGGAAAGUUUGGAGUCUAGCUGUAGGAAAUGAACUAAAUAUCACUCCUGAACUUUAUGAAAUCUUCCUAUCAAGAGCGAAAGAACGGUGCAAAAGCCUCAGUGAAACAAGUUCAGAGAAUGAUACAGAAGGUGUAUCUAUUGCUGAUCGGGAGGCCAGUCUGGAAUUAAUUAAGUUGGACAUAUCCCGUACAUUUCCAUCUCUCUACAUCUUUCAGAAGGGUGGCCCAUAUCAUGAUGUUUUACAUAGUAUCUUAGGGGCAUAUACAUGUUACAGACCUGAUGUUGGUUAUGUCCAAGGGAUGUCCUUCAUAGCAGCAGUUCUUAUUCUCAAUUUGGAAGAGGCAGAUGCCUUCAUUGCGUUUGCAAAUCUCCUGAAUAAGCCAUGCCAGUUGGCCUUCUUCCGUGUGGACCACAGCAUGAUGUUGAAAUAUUUUGCAACAUUUGAAGUAUUUUUUGAAGAAAAUCUCUCCAAACUAUUUCUUCAUUUCAAAUCUUAUAGUCUUACACCAGACAUAUACUUGAUAGACUGGAUCUUCACCCUAUAUAGCAAAUCACUACCACUUGAUCUGGCAUGUCGAGUCUGGGAUGUAUUUUGCAGAGAUGGAGAAGAAUUUUUAUUUAGGACUGGAUUAGGGAUCCUGCGAUUAUAUGAAGAUAUUCUCCUGCAGAUGGAUUUUAUUCAUAUAGCACAGUUUCUAACUAAAUUACCAGAAGAUAUUACAUCAGAAAAGCUGUUCAGCUGUAUUGCAGCGAUUCAGAUGCAGAAUAGCACCAAAAAAUGGCCUCAGGUCUUUGCAUCUGUAAUGAAGGAUAUUAAAGAAGGAGACAAGAAUAAUAGUCCUACUCUGAAAAGCUAAUCUUCAAAAUUAACAGACUUAUUGGAAUAUAAAUGUCUUUUGAUAAAAGUUUGUUGUUUCCUAUGUAAAAAGGAUGGAGAAAUCUAGAAGAAUCAAGACAUGGAAAACUGCUGAUUUUGAAUUCCAUGGCUGAAGUAAAUGAAAUAAGUAAUCUAUUGACAGUAUUAAUUUUUUUUAAAGUAUUUUGUAGGGAGCGUCAUUUUACAAAAGAAAAAGUUUAAAUGACUAGUUCAUACUCCAUAAUUUGGAGUGAACAAUAAUGCAAUAAAAAUUUUUUAACAGCUUUGAAGAUACUUUAAACUUUACAUACAUCUUUUUUUUUUUUUAUUAACAGUUACCAUACAAGCACUUUGGAGGUCAGAGCAGGAUUGUUAAAUACUACUUUAACUUCCAAAAUACUAUUUGAAAGUACAAAUAUUGUCUAUCUCAAGUUCUGACCUUUUAAAAUUUUAUAGACCAAGAAUAAGCAACUUUGGUUGUAAAUUAUUUAAGUUACUGAAGUUGUUUAUCUUCAUUCACAGGUUGGGGCAAAUCUUGGUUAUCUGGGAACUGGAAAUACUUGGAAAGUUGAUUUGCAUGUGUUUUUCCACUGUAUCAUGUCUAUUUGUUUUUUAAAGAGAAUUGUUUUUUUCCCUUAAGUAAUCCCUAUUAAAGAAAUUUAGCCUUUCUGUUUCUAGUUUAAAAAAUUGUUCAUCUAGUAAUUUAAGAAAGCUAAUUAGUAGAAUCUUUGCACUUUAGUGGACUGAAGACUUGAUUUGGGGAGUAAGUCCAUAAAUGUAAAUGAGAUUUUUUUUUCCCACUGGUAAGAGUAAAAAAGUAUGAAUUCUGACAGUUCUUGGCAAGACUUGAUAUUUUUUAGUUAAAAUUCCUUCACUGUUUGUAGAAAUAAAAUGUUAAUUUCAGUUUGAAAUUUGAAAUCUUAAUAUGUACCAAGUCUAUGACUUGUAAAAUACUGUGCAUAAUUUUCUAAUCAAAGUAAGUAAGAGUAAAAGAUAAAGUGAACUUUUUUCUAAUGAGUCUAACUUUGAUGGUAUAGUGGAUAGACAAAUUAUUAAUUAUUGGUAAAUUGACAUUAAAUUUAUUAUAAUAUGUUUAAUUCUUGUACCUAAAAUAAAUCACUUGAAUAUUAUGAGUGAUAUAUAGUAUGUUGUUUGGUUAAUAAUUACAUUUAUAGUGUGCUUUUAUGUUGCAGUUUGGUUUGAAACAACACAGCACACUAUUUCUGUUAGUGGUAUAUUAUCUUCAAACUAACAAGCCUGAGAAUCUUGUUAGUGUAGUGACAGCCUCUUUAGGAGUAUGGGACCAGAUGUACCUGGAUAUUUCUACCCCAUGGGUCAUUCUAGCCUAGGGACCAUUAGUGGAACCCUCGGAAGUUAAUUCCUGUCAUAGGAGCUUCCUUAAUAGAAACUAGUAGUGUAAUAAAAUAUUGAGGGAGUACUCAGGGUCUUAUAAAAGGUUUUACAAUAACAUUUUGACUCUGGUAAAUACUUCCUUCACAUUGGUGACCCUGAUAGAGGGAAUGUAAGCCCUGGCAGUAAUCUCAUUGAGGUUAUUCUACCUGCCUGAGCUUAAUCUUCCUUUUGUGUAUUUCUUUCCUGAGUUGGACCUAAGUUACUGUAUUUCUUUUUCUCAUUUUUAUUAUUGUACAGUUUCUUUACCUUUCAAGUAUAAAUGUAUAUAUAAAAUGUAAAUACAAGGAAUUCACUAAAAACCACUAUUAACAAUUACUGUGUAAAUAAAACUUGUAAGCAGAGUAA